Messenger RNA from Bactrocera dorsalis (oriental fruit fly), 853 nucleotides. RefSeq lists its product as uncharacterized. The record is from RefSeq and is a predicted model, not a curated record. Bases 1 to 402 code for a protein of 133 amino acids. NCBI's taxonomy places the organism in Eukaryota, Metazoa, Arthropoda, Insecta, Diptera, Tephritidae. The transcript has 4 exons.
AUGAAAUCGUUUCCCAUGCAAAUUGAAAUAGCGUCAAGACUACCAAUCUGCACACUAGACGCCGCGCUGGAUUUCGAUGAUAAACUAAAUUCCAAAGAGUUUGCCGACGAAUCGAAAAUUUAUCUUCAACAAAUAAAAGGAGCAAAUGCAUCUGUAGAUGAGGUAAUGAGAAAAAUCUUUACCGACAAUGUCCUUUUUGAAUUUAAUUUUGAUGGAAGGAAACAAAAACGGGCGCUUAACAAGCUUAAACUUGUUAAUGAAGUUUUAUUCGAUGUAUUUGUAAUGGAAGGACGGCCAGGUUUUGAACGGGCAUUAAGAAGAGUGGUGGACCUUAGCCACAAUAGGUACCGCCAAAACAAAUUAUCUUUAAAUAAAGGGACGGAACAACAACAACCAAAGUAGGUGCAAUUUUUAAAUAAUGUAUGGAUGCAAUGGAAAAAAAAAAAAAAAAUAACCUGUAUUUGUUUUAUUUUGUAUGGAGUAGGAUAAAAGGAUAAGUAUACCAUACUACUUUACCAUCGUACUACUUUACCAUCAUACUACUUUACCAUCAAACUACUAUACCAUCCUACCAUGGGUUAAAAAGAGACGGGCAUAUGACAAAGAAAAAGGAUAGACAAUUCACACUUAUUCAAAGUAUGCGAUAGAAUCUUCCCAUGCCUCUGUACAAACUGAUGUAAACUAUUCGAAUUUUUCACGCAUACUAUCCAUAGUUAUACGGCAGAUUUAUGGCAUUAUAUAACGUAUAGUCUUCUUGCUGGGUUGCAGCAUAUUGUUUGCAGCUUGACAUGGGGUUAUUUUGAAAUGUACAAUUUAAUACAUGUGUGUAUGUGUUAUCUCUUCUGUAAAUUUA